UCAGUGACAUGCAGGGCGUAGAAAAAUGCCUUCUAAGGUUUUUGAAAAGGGAAAAAGCAUAGUGAAUGCUUUUCUAAAGUUUGCUAAAGUUUGAAAAGGCAUAGAAAAUGCUUUUCUAAGGGUUGAAAAGGUGUUUUUCCAUGUUUCACUUCACAAGUAAAGUGUUUUGUUAUUAAUAUGUGUGGGAAUACGAGGAAAAGACCGCGAAAACUGGGUAUAAAAAGAGACGCCAAGAACUCCACCACGGCGUGAAAACCCGACUACACUGAGGACAGACUCGGAUCCACAACCUGCAGUAUCAGAUCCAGCGGACUCAAUCAUCAUUCCAGACACACCUCCAACCUCACCAACAGAACAGCAACCUCCUUCUGUGCCAGUUCUGCUGGCUGCAGAUCCACAGCCAUCUACAUCCUACAGCCAUGCUGCAACCAACGUACUCUGGGCACCGCAGAAGCCUGUACAACGCCGUGCUCGAAAAGUGACGGCGAAGAACACAACUGCCAAGCGGUUGUUUAAUGAGGUCCAUCAAAACGCAGCAACCCCAGCACCACUGCAUAGGAGUGAGGAGACAAACCCGCUACCAGAAAGUCAGAGGGGGCCAGAACAACAACUGCAUAUAAGUGAGGAGACAAACCUGCCACCUGAAAGUCAGAGCGGGCCGAAACGGUUGAAACCACCCCACGUCACUCUUCUGCUUCUGUGUCAAGUAGUACAAACUUUCAUGUCCUCUGUUUUAACCUUGUGUGAGAAAAUGUAAAUUUAAAAAAAAACUGCAAGGUGUGACAUUUCCCCCUUAAACAUGGAUAAAGAAGUAGAUCCUGAUCUUGAUGAAAUAGCGAUAGCUUUAGGUCAAUUAAAUCCUACCCCUGUCCCCUCUCACAUAGAUGUUAGACAUAAUCUAGAUGAUUCCUCUUUUGCAUUCACAAAAUCAGAAUCACAAAACAGUUACUCUAAUGACCCUCUGAGACCGAUUGAAAUGGCGCUUCAGCAUUUAAACGACCAGACAGAGCCUCAUUCUCCACUCUCACCAGAUUCUCAUCAGGAUUUGAUUGAGAUUUUUUCACUACCAACCUCUUCUUCAGAAGAGUCACAAAGACCUCCGGCUCAUCAGCGAGGUCACGGUGUAGGGGAUGAUGAGACCAGAUCAACUUCACACGACCGCUUUAACACAGUGGUCAUGCGGCGCGCUUUCACAGUACCCGAACCCGCUGCCGAACCGAAUCUUGCUCAGUUUUAUUCUGAUGUGAUGGGGAUAAUUCAUGGGUUAUCUCUGGAGGCUGAAUUACAUGCUAGACGAAAUGACAUCAUUCAGCUGGAGGUGGUAGGUGAAAAUGUGCGAGACCACGUCUCUGUUGUUGUUGAUGAUCAAGGUGGAAAUGUUCUUCCUGCUUUUGAAGGUUUGCUUGACCGGUUAGUGCAGUCUAACAACAGCAUUGUCGCAGAUGAGAAUGUGGAAUUUGUUGUUCAGGUUGUACGUAAUCCCAGGGGCGGUGGAAAACGUAAGCUUGCACGAACUCUAGAUUGUGAAAUUGCCACCAAAAAAAAACGCUGCUUGUACAUUGUGCUGAAUCGCAAAGAUCAGCUCUGCUUUGCCAUCAGUCUAGCUCACGUGAUGCAUCCAGAUCACACAGUUAACCAGUGUGUAAAACUGGCCCGUGAGUUGCAGCGUCAAGCCGGUCUGGAUGAGCAGACCCCCGUCACUUUUGGUGAUGUGAGCAGGUUUGAAGAAAUUGUCAAACGUAAAAUUGUGAUUUUUUAUCCGACAUCUCACAGUCAACCCCUCUCACAUUUUGAGACAGACUACCCAGAUCGCUCCAGACCGUUGUUUUUGUUUUUACUGCAAAACCAUUACUACGGUAUAAAGAAUCUCAAAGCUUUUAUAGGUGCAAAAUUUGUCUGCCAUCAUUGCUACAAGGGUUUUGACUGCUCCUAUGUGCACAGUUGCCGAGGUUACUGUCAGGUUUGUAAUGACCCUAUUUGUCCUACAGAAGACCUCCAGCCUUUGCACUGCUCAGACUGCAACAGGAUCUGUCGCUCGAUCUCCUGUUUUGCUAGACACAAAGAGACUAAACCGAGUCAUUUGAACAGACAACCCUCCGCUCUCUGUGACAGGGUAAAAAAAUGUACGCGGUGCAAACUAUGCUACUACGUUAACAUGCACACAGGCAAGGCGACGCAUAGCUGCAGCACCAAAUGCAAAAUUUGUGGAGAAAAAUUACCGGCCGGGUCUGAUGUAAUCCUCGGUAAUCACCAAUGCUACAUUCAACCGCUCUCACAAAUAAAUGAUCAUCCUGAUUUGGUUUUUUAUGAUUUUGAAACAUUUGUGAACGAGAAAGGCGAGCACAUCCCCUUUCUAGUCUGUGCAAAAACAUUGAAAGGUACGGAGAAGGUGUUUUAUGGUCUGCAGUGUGUUAAACAUUUUCUUCUGCAUUUCAGAAGCAACCGCUACCGAAGAAAUGUUUUUAUUGCACAUAAUGCUAGAGGAUUUGACGGCUACCUGAUUUUGAGGGGCAUGCUGAAAGAAGGUGUAGUACCGCAGCAGAUUCUCAUGACUGGAAGUAAACUUCUCAGUUUUGAGGAACCCCACUAUCAACUAAAAUUCAUUGACUCUCUUUCUUUCCUAGCCAUGAGGCUCAGUGCUAUGCCAAAGGCUCUGGGCUUCACCGACCAGAUCAAGGGGUACUUUCCACACCAUUUCAGCUCAGCGGGGCGUCUUGGGUAUGUGGGAGUCUACCCUUUGCCAGCCGAAUAUGGCACAGAACGCAUGACACUGACCGAGCAGAAAGAGUUUUAUGAGUGGUACGGUCAAGUCAGUCGCGGCACCUUCGAUUUCAGGAAGGAGGCCGUGCGUUACUGUAAAAAUGAUGUUGACAUUCUGUCCAAGGCCUGUGUUCGAUUCAGAGAACAGUUUCUCAGCGAAACGGGGGUGGAUCCGUUUGGUUCGAUCACUAUUGCCUCUGCUUGCAUGAGGGUGUUUCUUACCAAAUUUCUACAGCCCAAUACUCUCGCUAUACCAUGCCCGUACGAGUACAGAGGUCAGUGUAAAAGAUUCUCGGAGCCCUCCAUUCAGUGGUUAGAGUGGGUCAUGCACAAACAGAAAAUCUUUAUCCAGCACGCUCUGAACUUGGGGGAAAAACAGAUUGGUUCUUUUUUUGUGGACGGUUAUGCAGAGAUUGAUGGUGUAAAAUGUGUUUGGGAGUUUCACGGUUGCUUUUACCACGGGUGUCCUAGCUGUUUCUCUCCUACAGAGACCUGCACCUUGAGAGGCGUUUCCUUUGGGGAACUGCAUGUGGCCGGUGAGGACAGAGUGCGCAGGUUGGAAUCUCAACAUGGCAUCCGAGUUGUUGUCAUGAGAGAACAUGUGUGGAAUGAGAUGAAAAAAUCCUGUGCAGAGGUGAAAGAGUUUCUCAGUGUUUUUGACCCCCCUGAACCUCUCUCCCCACGCAAAGCCCUUUACGGGGGCAGAACGUGUGCCCUAAAAUUGAGACACACGGCUGAACCUGAAGAACAGAUUCACUAUGUGGACUUUACGUCUCUUUAUCCAUUUGUUAACAGCACCUGUUCUUAUCCGCUAGGUCACCCAACCAUCAUCUACAAAGAUUUUGGGGAUCCUAGAGACUACUAUGGGUUCAUUCGUGCCACCGUCUACCCGCCGCGUGGGCUAUUUUUCCCUGUUUUACCUUACAAAACCUCACAGGGUAAACUCAUCUUCACACUUUGCAGAACCUGUGCAGAAAAUAACCAUCAAGAGGGCCCCUGUCAUCACGACGAUGAGGCCAGAGCAUUGACAGGGGUGUGGGUGAGUGUGGAGUUUCACAAGGCUUUGGAGAUGGGUUACAGAGUCGGUAAAAUAACAGAGGUUUAGCACUUUCCAGACAGUAGUGACAGGGUGUUUGUGGACUACAUACACACAUUUCUGAAAGGAAAGCAGGAAGCUUCAGGUUAUCCUCCAGAGGCUUCAGAUGAAGUCAGCAGGGAGGAAUACAUCAGGGACUAUCAGGUUCAUCAAAACAUCCAAUUAGAUCCUACCAAAAUUGAGAAAAAUCCUGUCAAAAGGCAGGUGGCUAAACUGUGUCUCAACAGCCUCUGGGGAAAAUUUGCACAGAGACAUAAUCUGCUUCAGACCUGCAUCGUCACAGAACCCGAAGAAUUUUUCAACUACCUGUUUUCGGGUAAAUACAAAGUAGAGUACUUUCAGGUCCUUGACAGCGAGAGAGCUUUACUUCAGUGGAAAUACACUGAGCGCUGCAUUCAACCUCCGGGUAGGCAGAGUAAUGUCUUUCUAGCUGCAUUCACCACAGCACACGCACGACUCAAGUUGUACAGCUAUCUGGAAAAGCUGCAAGAGAUAAAAAAAAUAAAAUAGGUGGCAAAUCAAAGCAAACCUCAACAUCUAUGAAUUGUGGGAUUUGGACGCUGUCUGAUCUUUCCAAUACUAUCAGAUCAAAUAGCUUAUUUGUCACCCACAUUUAUGGUUAAGUAACAUAUGAUGUAAAUACUAACCCUGGCUUCAGCAAGCAUCUGGUCAUGUCUCAUUUCAAUCGCCAUUCGCCUCCCCUCUUUGUAGUGGGGAUUCUGGGGGUCAAGGGUCUGUCUGUUGUCCAUUGCAGAAAACAUAUACAGACAAACAAAUAAACAGGUACGGACAAACAGAUAAAGAUAAACAAAUAAACAAGUGCAGACAAACAGGCAGACUUACUAUACAAAGAAUUUACGGAUGGCUGACGAGGACACUGACACUGCUACAGGGAUAAACAGACAGACAGAUGAAUAGAAAGACAGAAAUGGACAGAUAGAAAGAUAGAAAGAUAUGGCUCUUAAAAGUGCCUUUGGGUUUGCUUUUCUAGUUGACGCAGAGGUGAAAGGUCAGGGGAUGGAUGAAACAGCAACUAAAAGGAGAACAGAGACAAAUACUUAGUAGCUGUGUUUGUAUUUACAGAAAGGUUUAAAAAGCAACUGAAUGAACCACAGUUUCCUAAUCUUAUGAGUAAAAACAAAGUUCCCGUUUUUUCUCAAUCAACAUAGAAGGUUUAAGGGAGCCGAAUAGGAAAUUAUGACUUAUUAUGACAAUGUUAUCACCCUACGUGGGAAUAACCGGCUACUGAUAUUAGUGUACACACAGGUGUCUUAGGCCCCAUCCACACGAAGACAAAACGCUUAACAGUUUCAAAAACGAUCGCCAUAAAGACGAAGGCGUCGGAGGAAGUUGUGUCCGUCUCCAUGAAUGCACUCGAUACGCAUGGAAACGCUGUAGAACACAUGCCGGACCUCUAGGGGCGCUGUAACGAUAUGACGGAAACAGAAGAAAAAACAGUGGACAUGCGCACUUGCGGCAAAAGUUGUAAACACCAAGCCGGGAAAGUAAACAAAGUGCUGUAAUGUGUCCUCGAUAAUUGUUUGUUCAACUCGGUGGUGAUUGAGAAGAAGGAGCUUUUGCUGCAACAGGGAUAGUAGGGUCACUAGCUUCAUCAGCACAUUUGCUACACUGUACGCCGCCAUUGCCGUCGUCUUUGCCGCGUGUGUGGCGCAUGUGUAUCAAUGAAGUUAUGAAACUAUGGAGCAAGCGUAUCAGUGGAUAGCCAGUAAACACGGAGCCGCGUAAACGGCGUUUCAAAAUCUUUCCACUCUGGAACCUGGUUUCAAAAAUGAGAGUUUACAGACCCCCAAAACGCCGUCUUCGUGUGGAAACUUAUGCGUUUAGACCUCGUUUUGUCUUCGUGUGGAUGGGGCCUUAAGCUAGCUAGACAAACGUUACAAAACAUCGCUAUUUUUAGGCACAAAAAGUACAAUAUCAUUUCCGUAUGGUCAGGUUUAAUACCUGAAAACAAAACGAAUCAUUGCUUUAAUACGUAUACCAUGUGCUUGACGAGAUAGACAACAAAACACCAGCAGCGUAGUAACACAUCUUACCUGGAGAGGGGUUAGCGGAGAAAGGGCAGAUUCUUCUCUCGGGGAGUGGGUCGAGGGCGGGUCGCGGACACUGUUGCCAACUCCUCAGUAAGGAAAGUCGCUAUUGGCUGUCCUACAAGUCGCUAGAAGUCGCUAAAUGACGUCAUUGUCUAAUUUGCAUAUUUCCCAGUUUGCAUGUAAUUGUAAUCAACGUUGUAGGAGAGAGGAACAACGUUGUGGAAGAGACCAAAAAGUGAAUAAAAAACACCCAAAAUAUGUUUUUUCACUAGAGGCUAAAUGCUGUGGUUUAUUUUAGCAUGACAGUGAAGAAACAUUUUCGUUUAUAUGGCUCCGUAAGUCUGGAUGGGAUCUGUAGUGACUUUGCGCAUGCGCGAUUCAUCUGCCGUCUGGCCGCGGAGUGAUGUGGGGCUCCCCUCCCCUCCCCUCCCCUCCCCUCCCCUCACUGGGACUGCUGCCGGUUACUGGACUGACAGCCUGGUGUGAUUAAGAUUCAGAUAUGAAAACAAAAUCAAACCCGUUUGCAAACAAACAAACACUAACGUUUUUUAAUCUCAAAUACCCAAAUCCUGCAGCAAAAAUAAAGGAAUCACAUUAGAAAUAUGGGACGAUGUAAUGCAAAAUAUAGCGUUGGAUUCGCAACGCUUUUACAUUAAAAAUAUAACAUACCCAUUCAAAAAUGCCCUAACUCGCUUAAAUCUGACCGAGGAGAAACAUGACACACGAGGAAUAUUUGAUUAAUUAAACGUUCUAUUCAGAUGUGAUUAAGAUUCAGAUAUGAAAAUAAAAUCAAACCCGUUUGCAAACAAACAAACACUAAGCUGCAGUCAGUUCCAGCCAUUUUCAGUGCAAAAAAAUCGCUAAUAUUCUAUUUGUAAAUAAAAAAUAUGAAGAGAAGUACAGGGAAUAUUGGACGGGCAUCGCGAGGUGCAUUUCCUCGAAAACGACCGAUUCGUGGAGUAUAUACCGACUUCAGGACAUGUUUUGGACAAAAUAGUUUACUGACUUGUUUCGUCUGGAUGUCUAAGGUUGGAUUAUGGCCGUUUUUUGUGGAAUAUUUUCAUCUGUGUGUAAUAAUGAACCCGGAAAUGUGAGUCGCGCUGUGUACGUUGAAGCCGUGUAUAGAGAACGGAUGGAUGGAUAUUCGUUGUUUGUCUGACAAAUGUGUUUAUAUUACCCGGUGUGGUAAUCACAUCUGAAAGUGGUUUAUACCGGCGGAUUCAUGAGAAUCUAAGCUUUCCAUCGGCGUAUAGUGUUUAUAUAAUCGCGUUUGCAGAAAUUUUACUUUGACAUAAUUGAUGGCACAAUUUACCCCCAACAUGUUUUCUGCAAAGGCUCAACUAACUCCAAGUUUGUUCCCUUUGGAAAACCAUAUUCCUCAUAUACAGUGACUACACCAGUGUUUCAGCAUUUUACAUGAACCCAAACCCAUCCACUGUGUGCUUUCUUUACAGUAAAUAUGACAGUUAAAAAUUUAAAAAAUAACUGCUGCUUUGUUUACAUUUAAACAAAGUAGUGCUGAGACUGCUGUCAGAAUGUGACUACCUUGAUUUCAUUGCAUCGAAAAAACACCACCAUUCAUCCAAUCUGAUUCAAACUCCCCACUGCACUUCCUCAGGACCCCUGUAAUACCCCUACCAAGUUUGAGCAUGAUCUGAAGUACCGUUGUCAAGAUAUGCAAUGGUUUCUAUGCAGAAUGAACACCCCUAAAAAUAGUUCAGAAUGAGACAUUCUAGAAUUCAUGCUGCAUAUAAGUGUCAGUGUGCAGACAGUUGGGGACAGUGUCUUACGGAUUUCAGCAGGACAACAGGACUACUGGAAAUUAGCAGGACAUCGAGAUUAAACUCAUCAACCUUUCAACAAAGUCCAAAGAAGCCAACAUUUUUGAGUCUUCUGGGACAAAACAAAAAUGUACUUUCAAAGUUCAUCAUCAUCCUCAUCAUCAUCCUCAUCCUCAUCUUCCUCCGAGGGGAGUUCCUCAAGGCAGCGUUCCGAAGUCCCAACAGGCUACACGGUGGUGAAAGAACUGCGAGAUGGAAGCUAUGGAACAGUGCUGGAAUGUGUGAAAGACAACACUGAAGAGCACGUGGCUAUAAAGGUGCCCCAAAGGAACAAUCUUGACCAUGAGGCGAAAAUCCUGAAAAAGCUCAUGAGCCACAACUCAAAGGAGUCCAACAUCAUUGACUACAAAGGAGACAUCUUUGUAGAAAAUACGCGGCUCCUGGUGUUUGAAAAACUGGACAUCACCCUGUGGGACUAUGUGGAGAAUUUACCACAGCCAAUGCCACUGGAACACGUCCGUACAGUUAUCCAGCAGCUGGCUGUAGCUUUGAAAACAACAAAGAGUGCUGGCAUCAUCCACACUGAUGUGAAGGAGGAUAACAUCAUGAUGGUGGAUCACGUGAAGCAGCCCUUCAGGGUCAAGCUGAUUGACUUUGGUUUGGCCAAGUACAAGUCCAAAGCCAGGGCAGGAAAGCUAUGCCAAGGACUUGCAUAUAGAGCUCCAGAAAUCUUCCUGGGCCGGCAGUAUUCAGAGGCCAUCGACGUUUGGUCGUUAGGCUGCGUGAUGGCCAGGAUGAUGACUCAAGAUAGUCUCUUUGGAUCAGACUCAGAAUACUGGACACUCCGACGCAUGAUCCAUCUGCUGGAUCUGCCGCCGCAAUAUCUCAUCGAUGCUGGCCGGAGAUCACGAUUAUUUUUUGAGAGAAUGCCAAAUGAUUGGUGGCGGCUGAAGACACCUAUGGAUUAUUUUGGGACCGAUCUCGUCCACUCCGACCCCACAGUUUACAAGUUCGACUCUCUGGAAGAAAUGAAAACGCUGUGCUCUGAGACGGACAACCCAGCAGAGGCUGAUGAGAGGAGGGAGUGCAUCGAGCUGUUGAAGGCGAUGCUUCAGUGGGAUGAUGACGACAGAAUCACCCCCAGUGGUAUCCUCAGGCAUCCCUUUAUCACCAAAAGCUACCUCAGCAGCAGCUCCCCCACCAGCAGUUGCGAUGAAUCUAGACCCUCCACCAGCCUGUCCAUCAUGGUUAAGCCUGCAGACCCUGAAAACAGAAUUAACCUGACAGGCUUGCUUGAUGAGGACAGUGACCUGAAGAGCAGUGAGUAUGAGGACAGUGACGAUGCUGACACUGCUGAAGACACUGAGGACAGCAUGGAUAGUAAUGAGGAUGAAGACACUGAAGUCAAUGAGAAGGAGCAGAGAAAGACAAAGAAGAAGAAGAAGAACUGCUUCCAACGUGUCUUCUCUUGGAUAAAGAAGACGUUCUGCUGCUGCUGUGUGUCCGAUGUGAUGGACUGAGCAGCACUGUCAAGUGUCUUUCACUGUCACGGUUUUUCACUGUGAAGCGUCUUUAACGCAUGGCUUCCCACACUUGAAGAGGAAGGCCUGGUCUUUGCAACAGGAUUCCACUCUUUUCACUUUUCCUGUUCUCUCUCUCCUUCACCCUCACCCCAACCGGUCGAGGCAGAUGGCCGCCCUGUCUGAGCCUGGUUCUGCCGGAGGGUUCUUCCUGAAAAAGGGAGUUUUACCUCCCCACUGUCGCCAAGUGCUUGCUCAGACAGGGAAUCCAAAGGAAACUUUGGAUUUGUUGGAUUUCUCUCUAUAAUUUUGACUUUACUUUUCUUAUUGAAGUGUCUUGAGAUGACACAUGUGAACUGGUCAAUAAAAUUUAUUGAAAAUGAA
This is a messenger RNA of Acanthochromis polyacanthus (spiny chromis), 9592 nucleotides long. Its product is annotated as homeodomain-interacting protein kinase 1-like. NCBI's taxonomy places the organism in Eukaryota, Metazoa, Chordata, Actinopteri, Pomacentridae. Gene Ontology annotation, biological process: peptidyl-threonine phosphorylation; peptidyl-serine phosphorylation. The transcript has 11 exons. Gene Ontology annotation, cellular component: cytoplasm; nucleus. Bases 7817 to 9208 code for a protein of 463 amino acids. The record is from RefSeq and is a predicted model, not a curated record. Gene Ontology annotation, molecular function: ATP binding; protein tyrosine kinase activity; protein serine/threonine kinase activity.